Messenger RNA from Drosophila bipectinata, 2556 nucleotides. It is a transcript of the gene Ced-12, whose product is annotated as engulfment and cell motility Ced-12. Lineage: Eukaryota; Metazoa; Arthropoda; Insecta; Diptera; Drosophilidae. Gene Ontology annotation, biological process: actin filament organization; cell motility. The record is from RefSeq and is a predicted model, not a curated record. Gene Ontology annotation, cellular component: plasma membrane.
GGUAUCGACUCAUCGAUGCAUCGAUGUUUCCAUCGACGUCUCGGCACCUCUAUUAGUUUACGAGAAAAUAAAAACAAUAAUAUUCCUAGUGUUCGGCGGUGAAAAGGUGCCAAAAUGAUUCCCAAAAAGACAACGGUGAAGGAUUCACACAUUGUGAAGAUAGCCGUGGAGCGGGAGAACCACAUGGCGCAGUUGAUAAACUUGGAUCAAAGGCAUCCUUUAGCAAGUAAAAUCCAGGAUAUCUGUAGUGGCUGGGGAAUUAGCGAUCACCAAAACUACGCCCUGCAGUUCUGCGAGUCCAACAACCAGAAGUACGUAACCGAAAAGAACCGGAAUGAGAUCAAGAAUGGCUCCGUUCUCCGCCUGCAGUAUUCUCCUUCAAAGACCGCCAGCGACACGAUGGAAACACUUUUGAAUGGCAGCCCCCAGGACAAAGUUCAGGUUCUCAAAGAGCUCACCCCGCUGAGCAUGGACCACACCUUCGCGUUGGAGUUUAUAAAGGAAAAGGGCCUGGACACUCUUAUCAAAAUGAUCGAGGACGUGAACCAAACCAAUGAGGAGAUACUCAAGUACAGCCUGUCAAGCUUUGUAGAGCUAAUGGAACACGGCACUGUAUCCUGGGAGGUGCCUGAAAACUCUUUUGUGGCCAGAAACAUCGAAAUAGUUCGCAAUUUCCAGAAGUAUCCAACCAGCUGUGGAGAGAGCGCCCUAUCCAACCUGGAAAACAUAGUCCAGUGUAGCAGCAAGCAUGUCCUGGUAGCAGAGGACAUUAAACUUCAAGACAUCCUGCGUCUUCUGCAAGAGGUCAAUUCGCCCGUGAUGCGCCAGAACGCUAUUGCCCUGUUGAAUGCGCUCUUUUUGAAAGCUGACGAAUCGCGACGCAGGACGAUUGCGCACACCAUUAGUGCCAAGCAGUUCCGUCACGCUCUCAACCAUUCUGGGAAUGGUUUGGGUACCGAAAUGACCCACCAGCUUUACGUUUUGCAGACUCUGACACUUGGCUUACUGGAGAAGCGAAUGCGUACUAAAAUGAAUGCCCAGGACCAGGAUGCCCACGAGAAGAUCAAGGAGUUGCGGCGCAUCGCUUUUGACGAGACUAAUUCCCAAAACCCCAACGACGAACAUGUUCGACGUGGCGGCGGCUCUGGAGCUGGCAACGUCAACUUUUCGCAGCAUUACAAGAAGCUCGGCUUUAAAUGUGACAUCAAUCCGGCACAGGACUUUAUGGAAACGCCUCCAGGCGUUCUGGCUUUGGAUUGUAUGGUUUAUUUUGCUCGCAAUUACACGCCGCAAUACAUGAAGAUAUUUCGGGACAAUCGCGCCGAUGAGCACGAGUGUCCGUUUGGUCGGACCUCCAUCGAGUUGGUGAAGGUGCUGUGUGACAUCUUGCGCAUCGGCGAACCACCUGCUGAACAGUCCGGUGACUUCCAGCCCAUGUUUUUCACUCGUGACCACCCCUUUGAGGAGUUCUUCUGCAUUUGCGUAAUCACUCUGAAUCGCACUUGGUCCGAUAUGCGUGCCACUGCCGAAGAUUUUUCCACUACAUUCAGCGUGGUGCGAGAGCAGAUCCAGCGCACCCUCAAAUGCAGGCCAGAGAGUCUUGAGGACUUCCGGAAUAAAAUAAGUUUGCUUACGUACCAGCAGAUUACGGCACUCCGUCAGCAGGAACGCACAUCCAAGGAGGAGUGCGACUCCACAGCCUCAGCAAUUGUCAGGCUUAAAGAGAAAAUUUCGCCCCAUAUUCUGGAUUUGAUUAAACAACAGCGUUUGUCGUUUUUAGUGGAAGGGACCCGUUUUGCCAAGUAUUCUCGUGGAACCCGAACGAAGGACAAAUUUUGGUAUGCACGUCUUUCUCCCAACCACAAGGUUAUCCACUAUGGUGAAUGUGACGAGAAGAACAUACCCACCUUGGAGGAUUUACCCAAAAAGUUGCCCAUCAGCGAAAUUAAGCAGCUGCUCGAGGGCAAGGAGUGUCCUCACAUGAAGGAGACCCGCAUACGAAAGUCUGCCGUAAAUCUGGCCUUUUCCAUAACUUUUGAGAACAUGGAGCACUCUACAUUGGACUUUGUUGCGCCGGAUGAGAGUAUCUUUAACUACUGGACUGACGGGAUAAAUGCCCUACUAGGUCAGCCGAUGGUCAGCAAACAAAAGAACGAAGACUUUGAUACCCUUUUGUCUAUGGAAAUUAAACUGCGCUUGUUGGACACUGAAGGUGUGGACAUCAGCAAGGAUCCACCACCCAUUCCCGAGGAUCCCGAGAACUAUGACUUCUGCUUUGAGAGCUAAGCAUUCAACAAUUUAUACAUUGAUUCACUCUAGACUCCCAUCACCCAAGAUACAUGCCAAAGUGUACCCACUACAUACAUAUAUUCUCCGAUCUGAUCUUCUGCUAGUAUUACUUGUGCAAUUCCCGAAACAUACAAAGUGAACAAUCUGGAGCGGGCACUCGCCUAGCCAUUUAGUGAACAUUUACACCAUUUAUUAUUAUAUUAGGUAUAUAAUAUAGAGAUCAUUAAAUAACACAUUUUAUACAUAACAAUUUUGUACAAAAACUAA